AUGGCUAUCAUCAAUUCUGUUAUUGUUCCUGCAUACAAGGAAAAAUUGAAUAUCAAACCAUUGACUACCAGAUUAUUUGCAGCCUUGGGCAAUGAUGCUUCUAAGACCACUGAGUUAAUUUUCGUUGAUGAUAACUCUCAAGAUGGUUCUGUUGAAGAAGUGGAAGCUUUGCAAAAGCAAGGCUAUAAUGUUAAGAUUAUUGUUAGAACUACUGAACGUGGUCUUUCCUCAGCCGUCAUGAGAGGUUUCCAUGAUGCUGAAGGUGAAUAUUUACUGUGUAUGGAUGCUGAUUUACAACACCCUCCUGAAAGUGUUCCAGACAUGUUUGACAAUUUGAGAAACCACCCAUUUGUUCUAGGUACUAGAUAUGCGCCAGGUGUUGGUAUUGACAAGGACUGGCCUUUGUAUCGAAGAGUCAUCUCUUCCACUGCUAGAAUGAUGGCCAGACCACUAACAACUGCUUCUGACCCAAUGAGUGGGUUCUUUGGUUUACAAAAGAAAUACUUAUUGGAUCCAUCUGCAAAGGACAUCGAUACCCAAGGUUUCAAAAUUGCAUUAGAAUUAUUAGCCAAAUUACCAUUACCUGCUGAUCAACCAAUUGGUGAAAUUCCAUUUUCCUUUGGUGUCAGAACUGAAGGUGAAUCCAAAUUGUCUGGUAAGGUCAUCGUCCAAUAUUUGGAACAAUUAAGAGAAUUAUAUGUUUACAAAUUUGGCGCUAACAAUUUGUUGUUGUUUUUAGCCUUUUGGAUUAUCUUGGCAUUAUAUGUUGUUUAUCAAUUAUUCUGUCUUGUCUUUUAA
Naumovozyma castellii is the source of this 798-nucleotide messenger RNA. It is a transcript of the gene DPM1, whose product is annotated as dolichyl-phosphate beta-D-mannosyltransferase. The record is from RefSeq and is a predicted model, not a curated record. The transcript has a single exon. Bases 1 to 798 code for a protein of 265 amino acids. NCBI's taxonomy places the organism in Eukaryota, Fungi, Ascomycota, Saccharomycetes, Saccharomycetales, Saccharomycetaceae.